ACGUGACUCGCCAUGGCCGCUGCCUUCGCCCCGCGCCCCUGAGCCGCGGCCCCCCAGACGGCUCCUCUCCCGGGACCCCGCGCCCCUGACGCUUAGCAGCCCCGAGGCGCAGGGUCAGGGCAGACGCCGAGCCCGCGGGCGCCCCGGACGGACUGCUUCCUCCCGCUGCGAGUGCCCCAGGACAUGGCCCCCCCAGCUGCCUAGCCAGGGCCCAUCUAGGAGAGGCAUCGACUUCGGUGUCCUGAAGGCCAGCUCUGGACCUUCCCAGAAAAGUGCCAGCCUCACGGAACUGCUUGACCAAAGGACCAGCUCUUGGGACAUCCCCCCAUACCCAGCCCCCAGCUAGAGUGGGGGAUCCAGGAGGCUGAGAUUAGCCUGCUGGCCUUGGACGACAGCGGCGGGACAGAAGGGGGGGUGGGCUGACCACCCCAACCCCCCUCUGGGCCCAGGCCCCAUGCCCCGAGGAGGGGCGGCCUGAAGCCCGCCAGAGCCUCCUCUGCUAGACUGUCUGCCUGCCCUUCUGACUGUGGCUGCUUGGCAUGGCCAGCAACAGCAGCUCCUGCCCGACACCUGGGGGAGGGCACCUCAAUGGCUACCCGGUGCCCCCCUACGCCUUCUUCUUCCCACCUAUGCUGGGUGGACUCUCACCGCCAGGCGCGCUGACCACUCUCCAGCACCAGCUCCCAGUCAGCGGCUAUAGCACACCAUCCCCAGCCACCAUUGAGACCCAGAGCAGCAGUUCCGAAGAGAUAGUGCCCAGUCCUCCCUCGCCACCCCCCCUCCCCCGCAUCUACAAGCCUUGCUUUGUCUGUCAAGACAAAUCUUCAGGCUACCACUAUGGGGUCAGCGCCUGUGAGGGCUGCAAGGGCUUCUUCCGCCGCAGCAUCCAGAAGAACAUGGUGUACACAUGUCACCGGGACAAGAACUGUAUCAUCAAUAAGGUGACCCGGAACCGCUGCCAGUACUGCCGGCUGCAGAAGUGCUUUGAAGUGGGCAUGUCCAAGGAGUCUGUGAGGAACGACAGAAACAAGAAGAAGAAGGAGGCGCCCAAGCCCGAGUGCUCUGAGAGCUACACGCUGACGCCCGAGGUGGGGGAGCUCAUCGAGAAGGUGCGCAAAGCACACCAGGAAACCUUCCCUGCACUCUGCCAGCUGGGCAAAUACACUACGAACAACAGCUCAGAGCAACGUGUCUCUCUGGACAUUGACCUCUGGGACAAGUUCAGUGAACUCUCAACCAAGUGCAUCAUUAAGACUGUGGAGUUCGCCAAGCAACUGCCCGGCUUCACCACCCUCACCAUUGCUGACCAGAUCACCCUCCUCAAGGCUGCCUGCCUGGACAUCCUGAUCCUGCGGAUCUGCACGCGGUACACGCCCGAGCAGGACACCAUGACCUUCUCAGAUGGGCUGACCUUGAACCGGACCCAGAUGCACAAUGCCGGCUUUGGCCCCCUCACAGACCUGGUCUUCGCCUUCGCCAACCAGCUGCUGCCCCUGGAGAUGGAUGAUGCUGAGACUGGUCUUCUCAGUGCCAUUUGUCUCAUCUGUGGAGACCGGCAGGACCUGGAGCAGCCAGACAGGGUGGACAUGCUUCAAGAGCCGCUGCUGGAGGCGCUGAAGGUCUAUGUGCGGAAACGGAGGCCCAGCCGCCCCCACAUGUUCCCCAAGAUGCUGAUGAAGAUCACAGACCUGCGAAGCAUCAGUGCAAAGGGGGCUGAGCGGGUGAUCACGCUGAAGAUGGAGAUCCCGGGCUCCAUGCCACCUCUCAUCCAGGAAAUGCUGGAGAACUCCGAGGGCCUGGACACUCUGAGUGGACAACCGGGGGGCGGGGGGCGGGAUGGGGGCGGCCUGGCCCCCCCACCCGGCAGCUGUAGCCCUAGCCUCAGCCCCAGCUCAAACAGAAGCAGCCCGGCCACCCACUCCCCGUGACUGCCCGUGCCCGGUGGACACAGCCCUCACCCCACGCCCUGGCUUUUCUCUGCCUUUCUACCAACCAUGAGACCCCUGCCGGCCCUACCCCCCAAACCUGUCCUCCCUUUCCUCGGGGACAGGAGGGAGGAGGCCGUGACUCUUCAGAUGGAGGCCUGGGCAGGAAGGACUGCCUGCUCCUGCAGCCUGGGCUGACAUCACGGGCAAGGUCGUGAACUGCGUGUGGACCGCUGGUCCUGGGCCUCAGGAUGGAGCCUGGGGGCCUUGUGUUCAUCAAGACAGCCCUCUGCCCCCCUCGCCACAUCUUCAUCACCAGCAAAUGCCAGGACCUGGCUCCCCCAUACUCAGAACCCGCAAGCCAUUGCCCCCCCGGUCGGGAACCCCCCCCUGCCUUGGUUGGUGACAGAGGGGGUGGGCCAGAGGGGUGGGGGGUUCCCCCUGUACAUACCCUGCCAUACCAACCCCCAGGUAUUAAUUCUCGCUGGUUUUUGUUUUUAUUUUAAUUUUUUUUUUUUUGGUUUUGAUUUUUUUUAAUAAGAAUUUUCAUUUUAAGCACA
Canis lupus familiaris (dog) is the source of this 2485-nucleotide messenger RNA. It is a transcript of the gene RARA, whose product is annotated as retinoic acid receptor alpha. Gene Ontology annotation, cellular component: nucleus; transcription regulator complex. Gene Ontology annotation, molecular function: nuclear receptor activity; RNA polymerase II cis-regulatory region sequence-specific DNA binding; zinc ion binding. Gene Ontology annotation, biological process: retinoic acid receptor signaling pathway; cellular response to corticotropin-releasing hormone stimulus; regulation of transcription by RNA polymerase II. The record is from RefSeq and is marked provisional. Lineage: Eukaryota; Metazoa; Chordata; Mammalia; Carnivora; Canidae.